AUGAGAUGGGGCGCUCGCAUAGCACUAUGUGCUAGUUUAGCACUCAUCUUGCCCUUAUAUCUCUUAAAGAUCCACCUGGAGGACCUCUGCGAUCAGUAUCGCGCGGGCGCAUACCUGAUCAAUUGGCUGGAUUUGCGCCCGCCGAUGAACAGACUAAAUGGCUCCCGUCCUGUCACACCAGGGGAUAAAGUGAUUGUGAUGGCCAAGCUACAGGAAGAACACACUGAAUGGGUCGAGGAGGAGCUACCCGACUGGCAACGAGCCAUAUACAUCGUGAAUCCCUCCAAAAAGGUCGCAGCUGACGACACGACACUUACAACCCCGCUGAACAAGGGUCACGAGUCCAUGGCUUAUCUCACCUAUCUAAUUGAUCAUUACGACAACCUACCAUCUACAAUCGCUUUUCUUCAUUCUCAUCGAUCGGGUUUCCUGAUGGCCUGGCAUGUGGAUGCGCCCUUACACGAUAAUGUCAUUGCGAUGAAAUCCUUACGUCUCAAUUUCGUUCAAGAUAAUGGCUACGUCAACCUCCGCUGCAACUGGAACCCAGGGUGCAAGCAGGGCCAUCGCACCAACCAGCACGUGACAGAAGAAGUCUUUGCAGAGAUCUUCGAGGGCACAAGCACCCCGCCAUUAAACUCCACCGGAGGCCUCACGAUGCAAGAUGAAUACGACGAGGCUAAAUACCAGAAGUUCCUGCAAAUGCCGAAACAGAUUGGCGCGGCGUGUUGUGCGCAAUUCGCCGUGUCACGGGAGCAGGUCCACCAACGACCACGAGAUGACUACAUCAAGAUCCGCCAGUGGAUCAUUGAUACAGACAAGAAUGAUGCCAGUAGCGGUCGUGUCAUGGAAUUUCUCUGGCACGUCAUAUUCGGCAAAGAAUCAAUAUACUGUCCCGACGAAGAAGUCUGCUACUGUCAAGUUUAUGGACAAUGUUGA
Messenger RNA from Aspergillus luchuensis, 936 nucleotides. Its product is annotated as DUF3431 domain-containing protein. The transcript has 3 exons. Lineage: Eukaryota; Fungi; Ascomycota; Eurotiomycetes; Eurotiales; Aspergillaceae. Bases 1 to 936 code for a protein of 311 amino acids. The record is from RefSeq and is a predicted model, not a curated record.